Molecule: messenger RNA, 1467 nt
Organism: Penicillium arizonense
Lineage: Eukaryota; Fungi; Ascomycota; Eurotiomycetes; Eurotiales; Aspergillaceae
Exons: 6
Coding region: 1-1467 (488 amino acids)
Source: RefSeq, a predicted model, not a curated record
AUGGAAGUUAUAGAAAUCGAUACUUUAGUCUGCGGCGGUGGCAUGUCUGGCAUGGCAUGCGCUGCAUUUGGAACACAGGCCGGGGCCAGCGUGCUGGUGGUCGAGAAACAAGCAGAAAUCGGAGGGUCUUCGAAUCUUUCUGCCGGCAUGUUCUGGGCGCCUCAUACGUACGAGAAGUUGCGAUCAUGGGUACCAAACGGUGACCCGGUCUUGCAACGGGCAUGGAUGGAUGAUUAUCUUCCAGCGGUGCAGUGGAUGCGCGACAAUGCAAUCCCUACCGCGAAGCGAUUCGACGGCAUUAUGACAAUUGGCAUCGGUUUCCCGAUUCAAAUUCCUCAUCUCCAUAACCUUCAGCGUGGUCGCAUUGAAUCAAGCAAAACUGGGUCUAGAAUCUUGACCCACGCGACCGUGGUCAAGCUCAUUCAGGAAGCUCCCGAAAUUGAGGGAUCUCGCGUUACGGGUGCUAUUGUCCGUCAUCAGAAACCAGGAUCCUCACCUGUACUUUAUGAAGUACGGGCAAAGAUUGUUGUACUAGCCACUGGUGGCUUCCAGGGCUCCUCGAGUCUGACAGCCACCUAUCUGGGCCAAGGGGGCGACAAUAUUUUUGUCCGGUCUAACUCAGGAUCUGUAGGUGACGGCCUCAGCUUGGCCACUGCAGUGGGUGCUGGGACAAGUCGUGGGAUGAACACUUACUACGGCCACCUUUUGGCAGCUCCUGUUCGAGCGGAACAGGUGAAUCCAAAGGACUACCUUCCCUUGGCUCAAUAUCAAAGCAAGUACUGCCUCUUGUUAAAUGAAGCGGGGCGACGAUUCGCAGAUGAGACGACUGGCGAUGAAAUUGUGAAUCAGUACUUGGCCAAGCAAGAAAAGCGCCGUGGAUUUAUUCUAUUCAAUGAGAAAACGCGCGUUCAACACUGCUUGGGUGCAUUGUUUCCUAACGCAGGGGAUGUAGAUCGCCUCCAAAAGGCCUGUGAGUAUGGCUGCAAUGUUGCCAAGGCUUCCAACCUCUCCGAUCUGGUUGAUAUUCUUAGCACGUGGGGUGUGGACGGAGCGCAAGCAGCUCGCUCAAUUGAUCACUAUGACCGCGUCGUUCGCCAGGGGCAGACCGAUGCCACGCUCGAUGCUCCCGUGGGUCGUGGAGGACAGCCUCCUGCAUCCUUGGUUGACGGUGAAGGUCCGUUUUACGCCAUGGAAGUUCAACCAUCUAUCACUUUCACAUAUGGCGGGAUUUCAAUCGACAGUCAAGGACACGCUUUGACACGGGACAAAAAAGUCAUUCCAGGCCUGCUGGUCGCUGGAGUCGAUGCCGGUGGAUUUAGUAACUUAGGCUAUGCAGGCGGCCUUGCCCUCGCUUUUGUGACCGGUCUGUGGUCCGCUCGAGCCGUCGCGCGCGAGCUCGGAUUGCCUGAGCCGCGCCUCCCUGCUGCUGAUGUCAAAGAUGCAGUGCCGCUUGAAUCGAAGCUCUAA